Molecule: messenger RNA, 804 nt
Organism: Penicillium paradoxum
Lineage: Eukaryota; Fungi; Ascomycota; Eurotiomycetes; Eurotiales; Aspergillaceae
Exons: 4
Coding region: 1-804 (267 amino acids)
Cellular component (GO): cytoplasm; nucleus
Source: RefSeq, a predicted model, not a curated record
AUGAGGUUCCUCUGUCUUCACGGUGCUAUUGGCAAUAUUGACAAUAUUAGCAUCCAGCUCGCUCCAUUGGUGAAGGAGAUGGCCAUUGAUGGCUUUGCUUCAUUCCACUAUAUCAACGGUCCUGUUCCUGUGUCCCCCCCGUCAGGCUUCGCAGAGUAUUUCGGAAUGGGGCCACAUUAUCGCUGGUUAGAGGAUGGAGGAGCGGCAGAGGAAUCAAUGAUAUCCCGUGUCCGAAAGGCUCCGCAUGGAUCAUGUCCCGAAGAUGUCAUGAGAGCUUUGGGCAAGGACUGGGAUGGCCAUUGGAACAACCACCAACAAGUUAUGGAUUAUCUCUAUGAAACACUGGAGAAAAACCCCGACAUCGAAGGGAUCAUCGGAUAUAGUGAGGGUGCCACUAUGGCUGCCAGUCUCAUCAUGGACGAAGAAAGAAAGGCCCAAGAAACCGGGCGUCCCCGUCGCAUCAAAUGUGCAGUUUUCUUUACCGGUUGGCCUCCUCUGUCGCCAGAGGAAGAUAUGGUCUUGGCAGAUGAGAGUGACUAUAUUCUGGACGUUCCGACGCUUCAUGUGGUCGGUGCAAAUGGUAAUUUUGAUAUCUACUUUCUUUGUUUGAACAAGCCCCUCAGUUUUGAUUUUGAUACAGAUCCCUACCGAUACGGUGCACUAGCCUUGUUCAACGUUUGUGACCCUGAUACCGCCGCUAUGUUUGAUACCGGACGUGGCCAUACCAUCCCUCGCUCCGGUCCAGUUAUCACAGAAUUGGGAAAUGCCGUGCGAGACUUGAUUGACAGGGCACAUCAAGCCUAG